Messenger RNA from Galeopterus variegatus (Sunda flying lemur), 2439 nucleotides. Its product is annotated as CWF19-like protein 2. The record is from RefSeq and is a predicted model, not a curated record. Gene Ontology annotation, cellular component: post-mRNA release spliceosomal complex. Gene Ontology annotation, biological process: mRNA splicing, via spliceosome. Lineage: Eukaryota; Metazoa; Chordata; Mammalia; Dermoptera; Cynocephalidae.
UUUACGAUGACAACAACUAUGGCGGCCGCCAGUGGUAGAUUUGAAAGUGCGAAGAGUAUCGAAGAUCAUAAAGAACAGACCCGGAUUGCCAGAGCCGAGGUGUUGCGCCAGGCUAAAGCCAAUUUUGAAAAAGAAGAACGGCGUAAAGAACUUAAGCGACUCCGGGGUGAGGAUACCUGGAUGCUACCUGAUGUGAAUGAGCGAAUUGAACAAUUCUCACAGGAACAUUCUGUGAAGAAAAUGAAGAAAAAAGACAAGCAUUCAAAGAAAGUAAAGAAAGAGAAGAAAAAAAAGAGCAAGAAACAGAAAUAUGAAAAAAACGAUGAUUCAUCUGAUAGUUUAUCAAGCUCUGAAGAUGAGUGGGUUGAGGCUGUUCCAUCCCAGACUCCUGGCAAGGGAAAGGCCUGGAAAGUGAAAGAUGAAAAGUCUGAAAAAGAAGAUGACAAUCAAGUUAUUCAGAGGGAUGAGUGGAUGACUGUUGAUUUUAUGUCUGUUAAAACUGUGUCAUCAUCAUCACUCAAAGCUGAAAAGGAAACUAUAAGGAAAAUAGAACAAGAGAAAACCCAAGCACUUGAACAGUCCAAACUGCUGGAAAGAGAAUUAAAUCCAUUCUGGAAGGAUGGUGGGACAGGUCUUCCACCAGAAGACUGUAGUGUAUCAUCACUUACUAAAGUUUCAGUAGUAGAAGACGGUGGAUUAAGUUGGCUAAGGAAAUCUUAUCAACGAAUGAAGGAACAAGCUGAGAAACAAAAUAGAAAUUUUGAGGACGUUGUAGCUGAAAGAUAUGGGUCAAUGGAAGUAUUUCAGUUGAAAUUAGAAGAAGCUGAAAAAACUGCUUCCACAAAAGAGGAUCAUAGACGAGAACGGUGGAGGAAACCAACAUAUUCAGAUAAAGCACAAAGUAGUCAAGAAAAUAGAAAAUCAAAUUUACUUUUUGAAAUUUUGAUUUAAAUUUAAUGUACAGAUAUAUCAAGAACAGUUAAUACCUUUAUAAUGUUGAGUCAUCUCAUUCUAAAACCCUGGGUAUUUCUCUGUUGUGGAAGAGAAUCCAACCCAAGGCAAAAUCAAGAGCUUUCUUCUCCAGGUAAUUUGAGACAUAAAUUCUUAAGACCCUCUGAUGAUGAAGAACUGUCAUUUCGCAGCAAGGGCAGAAAUUUUCAACCAUCUAGUUUACCUUCAGCAUUGGUAGCUCAGGGUUCUUUGCGUUGUGGUUUUCGAAAACCCACUGAGAACCGUGAAGAGAGUUUAACAUCAUGGAGUCAAUCUAAUGGGAGAGAAGGAGACAAGAAACAUUCAAAUCAAAAGCCACUGGAAACCAGUAGCAGUGUUGAACACCAACAUAUUCCAGAGGCACCAACAUAUUUCAGAGGACAUAGAGAAAAAUCAGAAGAUGAAAGCCUGAGAAGUGACACAAAGUCUACAUUUGCUGGUAGUCCAGAGGAUGAGUCCAUCCACAUCCUGAGUGUUGAUGAGAAGAACAAGUUGGGAGCCAAGAUUAUCAAGGCAGAGAUGAUGGGGAAUGUGGAAUUAGCUGAACAACUUAAAGCUCAACUUGAAAAGGCAAAUAAAUUCAAAGAAACUGUGACACAGAUAUCAUCGAAAAAAUCUGAGGUAGAGAAUGAAGAUCAGCAAGAAGUGAUCCUUGUCAGAACAGAUCAGUCUGGAAGAGUAUGGCCUGUAAACACACCAGGAAAACCUCUGGAAUCAAAAGGAGGAAGAAGGAAGAGACAGAUGGUUUCAACCCAUGAGGAAAAAGAAAGGAUCAGAUACUUUCAUGAUGAUGAUAAUGUAAGCCUGAAUGAUUUAGUCAAAAACGAAAAGAUGGGAACAGCAGAAAACCAAAACAAACUUUUUAUGAGAAUGGCAUCUAAGUUUAUGGGGAAAACAGAUGGAGACUCUUAUACUCUGGAUGACAUGUUUGUCUCCAAAGCAGCCGAGAGAGAAUGUCUUGGUGAAGAGGAAGAGAACCAGAGGAAAAAAGCUAUUGCUGAGCAUCAGAGUCUUGUUGCACAAAUGGAAAAAUGUCUGUACUGUUUUGACAGCUCUCAAUUUCCCAAGCACCUUAUUGUUGCAAUAGGUGUUAAGGUUUACUUAUGUUUACCCAACUUCCGAUCUCUUACUGAGGGGCACUGCCUAAUAGUACCCUUGCAGCACCAUAGAGCAGCUACCUUACUGGAUGAAGACAUCUGGGAGGAAAUUCAGAUGUUCAGAAAAUCAUUGGUAAAGAUGUUUGAAGUUAAGGGAUUGGACUGCAUCUUUUUAGAGACUAAUAUGAGCAUGAAGAAACAGUAUCACAUGGUUUAUGAAUGCAUUCCUCUUCCAAAGGAAGUGGGUGAUAUGGCUCCCAUCUAUUUUAAGAAAGCCAUAAUGGAAUCUGAUGAAGAGUGGUCUAUGAACAAGAAGUUAAUUGAUCUCUCCUCUAAAGAUAUCAGGAAGUCU